Molecule: messenger RNA, 540 nt
Organism: Physella acuta
Lineage: Eukaryota; Metazoa; Mollusca; Gastropoda; Physidae
Source: RefSeq, a predicted model, not a curated record
AUGAGAGGUGUUAGGGACGCUGAAGAAACCUCCCCUGGAGUUUUCUCAUCAACUCCCCAAAGUUUCAUAGGUGUUAGGGACGCUGAAGAAACCUCCCCUGGAGUUUUCUCAUCAACUCCCCAAAGUUUCAUAGGUGUUAGGGACGCUGAAGAAACCUCCCCUGGAGUUUUCUCAUCAACUCCCCAAAGUUUCAUAGGUGUUAGGGACGCUGAAGAAACCUCCCCUGGAGUAUUCUCAUCAACUCCCCAAAGUUUCAUAGGUGUUAGGGACGCUGAAGAAACCUCCCCUGGAGUUUUCUCAUCAACUCCCCAAAGUUUCAUAGGUGUUAGGGACGCUGAAGAAACCUCCCCUGGAGUUUUCUCAUCAACUCCCCAAAGUUUCAUAGGUGUUAGGGACGCUGAAGAAACCUCCCCUGGAGUUUUCUCAUCAACUCCCCAAAGUUUCAUAGGUGUUAGGGACGCUGAAGAAACCUCCCCUGGAGUUUUCUCAUCAACUCCCCAAAGUUUCAUAGCGAUCAGAUGUAAGGUGCAGGACAAAUAA